This is a messenger RNA of Sugiyamaella lignohabitans, 1812 nucleotides long. RefSeq lists its product as uncharacterized. Gene Ontology annotation, cellular component: nucleus. The coding region runs from base 1 to 1812 and encodes 603 amino acids. Lineage: Eukaryota; Fungi; Ascomycota; Dipodascomycetes; Dipodascales; Trichomonascaceae. Gene Ontology annotation, molecular function: DNA-binding transcription factor activity, RNA polymerase II-specific; transcription cis-regulatory region binding; zinc ion binding. The record is from RefSeq and is a predicted model, not a curated record. The transcript has a single exon. Gene Ontology annotation, biological process: positive regulation of transcription by RNA polymerase II.
AUGUCUGUUAUGUGUGCUGUAAGACCAAAUACAGAGACAUCUGGAAAGGAAAAGAAGAAGGUUCAUAGACAUAGAACAGGAUGCUGGACGUGCCGAAAGCGUGGAUAUAAGUGUGAUGAAGGUAAGCCAGAGUGUCAAAAUUGUCUUCGAAUGAAAAUCAGUUGUGAAGGGUAUGGUAUAAGACUCAAAUGGCCCGGAGAAAAAGAAAGAUCAAAGAGCAUUGAAGAACAUCCUCUGGAGCACAAUCAAGAAUUUUCACCAUCUCCAAUCCCUGAAAACGUUUCUGAUAAUAGCAAUGGCUACCCUGUGCUGCAAAUUGAGCUACUCUCUGAAAGUGAGGCUGCUGCUGAACUUGUACCAGGCAUUUCGUCAUCCUAUCAGCAUGUCCUGAAAUUAGAAACAUCACCAAGAAUCUCCGCUAGUGGACCAUUAUCAGAUGCAAGCCUUAACAGUGUCAAAUUGGAGAGUCCUCCAACAAUGAGCCCGAGUCCUUUCAUUCCUCAAAGCAACUAUUAUCCAAAUCCAUUCACAGAAGAGUCAUUUCCAACUCAAUUCUCUUAUUCUUCAGUUCAUUCUCACGACUCUUUUCACCCUCAGACGCAGACUCUUUUACCCGUUCCUACAAAUGUUACAGAACUUACCGCAAUGGAGAGUAUGGAAAAUCGGUUAUUAACUCAUUUCUCGACCACUGUCGCAGAGCAACUUUCGCCAUUAGAAACCUCGGCUAUCAAUGUUUACCGGGAUAUCAUGAUUCCAUUUACUAGUGACUCCGUGAAGUAUGCCAUAUGUGCAGUUUCGGCAGCUAAUAUUGCCACAACGUCUACCACGGAGAUGGACUAUAGCGAAGUCGCCGUUCAGUAUAAAGUAGCCGCAAUCAAGGAUCUCAGAGAAAAGCUGGCCAGUCGUAAUGGUUAUUUUGAUCAAGAUGAUUUAUCUACAUCACUGUUACUGGCUACAUUAGAGGCAAUGGAGGGCAAUUUCACCUCAUGGCAAAAUCAUAUUUCUGGAGCUAUUAGAGGAGUGUUCAGCAUGGAUAAAACUGGUCCUGAAGUACAUGAAUUAAUGAACCUCAUGGAAUAUCAUGAUGCUGUAUCUUCAAUCUUAUCACCAGCUGGUCCAUUGUUAGCUCAGACAGGCGACGAGAAAUAUCAGAGUUCAAAUAUCUUGCUGAGAGGUAUCGACAAUACUUCAUUCAGUAGUGUUGUCAGUUCCCUCUAUAGGAUAGUCUCCACAAUUUCAACAUUAGCCUGCACUGCAACUACUUUUGUAGGACCAACUUCUGCUAGUGCAGGUCCAUUCAACAUCCCAAACGAUAGUCUUUGGACGCAAAGUAUGCUCAACAACAGAAUGGAUAUCUUUUUGUUCUUAGAUCUUUGGACUGUUUCCCCACUCAAUAUGACUGCUGAUGCUUACAAUGCUACAAUGGUUUUGAAACAUUGUUUGUCAUUAUAUUGCUACACCAGAUUGGACAGCAGACAGUUAGGAGCGGAGCUCAGCGCUGAGGUGCUAGCUAUACUUUCCCAAGCAUCAUAUCACCUCCAACAAAUUUCACCAUCAAAUGGUAUUAACUCGAUAUUAAUUUGGCCACUAUGGCAGAUGGGCAUUCUUGCGGAUAGCCCUGCAGAUCAGUUUGAUAUUCUUGACAGACUUGACCAAAUUAGACUCACACUCAGGAAGCCAGCAGUUCACACAGUUACAACGUUUUUAACAACAUUCUGGGAACGAAGAAGAGGGUCACUCUACACACGUGCAACAAGAAGAUCAGAUCUGAAUGCUGUAACUAACUCAGUAAGUCCGGUGAUCUUUUUUUAG